Messenger RNA from Notodromas monacha, 1611 nucleotides. NCBI's taxonomy places the organism in Eukaryota, Metazoa, Arthropoda, Ostracoda, Podocopida, Cyprididae. The record is from the annotation of a GenBank genome assembly.
AUGACGCUCGACGCGGUGCCGACGUCGCAGUCGGUGUCAAUCCUCCCUGAUGUCGACAGUGUCGCGUGGUUGCCAAUAAUGGUGUCGAACGGUGGCGCCUCGAACCUCAAUAAUAACUCGUAUGAUCUGAAUGCAACGACGACAUCGGCCGAAUCGUCACUGACGUCCGUCAUGUGGGACUCUGUGGUUGCUGCUGUGGGACAGAGAAGGAGAGACUGGGGUGGAAGUGGGAUGACGCUCGACGCGGUGCCGACGUCGCAGUCGGUGUCAAUCCUCCCUGAUGUCGACAGUGUCGCGUGGUUGCCAAUAAUGGUGUCGAACGGUGGCGCCUCGAACCUCAAUAAUAACUCGUAUGAUCUGAAUGCAACGACGACAUCGGCCGAAUCGUCUCUGACGUCCGUCAUGUGGGACUCUGUGGUUGCUGCUGUGGUUGGAGGAGGAGGAGAAGCUCAUGAUGCGGGAGAUGAGAGUACCUGGGAACCCUGGGUUUUUAGCCCGUGGGUUUUGGCGAUGUUGGCGUCGGCGGCAGUGGGAUGCGCUGGGAUUGUGCCCGCCUUGUUCAUUCCGGCGUCCCGCUGCGGCGGCGGUGGAGGAGCGGCCAAGACGGAGGAAGGUGGACGGAAAUUGAGACGCUUGCUGAGUUUUUCAGUUGGUGGAUUGCUGGGGGACGUUUUUCUUCAUUUGCUGCCUGAAGCUUGGGAUUACCAGAAAACAAGAUCUGGUAGUGCAAGGGAGUUGAUGCAAGCUCAAGUUACUAUUGGAUUCUGGGUGCUUAUUGGGAUGCUCUCCUUCCUUUUGAUUGAGAAAAUCAUUGCUGAGACUGAGCUUUUGCGGGAGGAUGACAGUGGGAAAGGUCAUAACGGAAAGAAGCCAAGGUCGAAAGCAAUAAUUGGUUACUUGAACUUGGCUGCGAAUGCGAUCGAUAAUUUCUCGCACGGACUCGCCGUUGGAGGAGGUUUCCUGUGUAGCAGACGAAGUGGUUUGCUGACAACCCUGGCGAUCCUGAUUCACGAGGUGCCUCAUGAAAUAUCAGAUUUCGCCAUUUUGCUCAAUGCUGGCUUCACGAGAUGGCAAGCUGCAAAGGCUCAAUUCGCAACUGCUUUGAUUGGACUUUCUGGGUCGAUGGCAGCUCUGCUCGCAGAAGCUUCUCACUCCAAGCUUGGUGAUAGAACGUGGUGGAUUUUACCGUUUACCGCUGGUGGCUUCUUAACAGUCUCACUAGUCAAUGUACUUCCAGAAAUCAUGGGAAAUGAUGACAUGGACGAAGUUAGUACUUCCAAAUCUCAAUGCGAAGUGUGCAGUUCUGAAGAUUCCAAGCACAAGCUACGGAUGUCUCAAUUUACGGGAUCUUUAGUGGAAAGUUGCGCCUUAUUGGCGGGAAUUGCUAUUAUGGGUGGCUUAGCCAACAUAAUAUCUGACUGACCAGCGUAGGAAGGAAUGAUUUGAAUGUUCGCUGGGGCUGUGUUACCUAAACUUGCAUUUUUUGUUUUGGUAAGCAUUACACUACGACACCCACUUGUCACCUUUUAUUUUUUUUAGCUUGUUCUGUGAUUGAAUUGAAGAGACGAAAGAGAAUCUGCGGGAAAUAGACUCACGUAUUUUUGCGUCAAA